Molecule: messenger RNA, 1130 nt
Organism: Alligator mississippiensis (American alligator)
Lineage: Eukaryota; Metazoa; Chordata; Crocodylia; Alligatoridae
Gene: HMGN5
Product: high mobility group nucleosome binding domain 5
Exons: 6
Coding region: 196-513 (105 amino acids)
Biological process (GO): chromatin organization
Cellular component (GO): chromatin; nucleus
Molecular function (GO): nucleosomal DNA binding
Source: RefSeq, a predicted model, not a curated record
UCUGCUGCAAUUAACUCUUGGUCCCUUGGCACUUCUUCUUUUUAUUUGUAUUAUUCUUGCAGAGCGGUUGAAACAGUUUUUGGGGUUUUUUUUUUCCGGGAGGGGGGAAGGCUUGUCUUUAAUUUCGGGGGGUGGUUUUUUGUUUUUUAAAUCUCUCUCCCCGUAGCUUUUGCAAUCAACUAUUAAGGUGCAACUAUGCCCAAAAGAAAGGCUGCAGCUGAAGGCGAGGCAAAGGAGGAGCCAAAGAGGAGGUCAGCUAGAUUAUCUGCUAAACCUGCUCCACCGAAACCGGAGCCAAAGCCCAAAAAGGCAGCACCUAAGAAAGAGAAAGCAGCAAAUGAUAAGAAGGAGGACAAAAAAGCAGCAACAAAAGGGAAGAAGGGAGCCAAAGGCAAAGAUGAAGCUAAGCAAGAGGACACUAAAGAAGAAAACCACUCUGAAAAUGGAGAUACCAAAACUAAUGAGGCACCAGCUGCUGAAGCAUCUGAUGAUAAGGAAGCCAAGUCCGAGUAAUGUUAACCCUGCCCUAUAUCUCCAUCAUUUGGUAUCCGUACCUCCAUGCUGUAUUGUUAACAGAGAGGAAUAUUUUUAUCAACUAUUUUAUAAAUGCAGGUUUUUUUAGCAUGAAUUUAAUUAUGGAACAUCUUCAUCUCGGUUACUUGGGAAUUAAAUCCCUAACAAAACAAAAAAUCAUUGUUUUUAAAUUUUGUGAUUGUAAUAGUUUGUAUGGUACAUGGAAAGAAUAAGUGGUGGUAGCUUUUGACUUUUGUCAGUGUGUCCUUUUUUGUGUAAGUCAUGCUUACAGACUUCAGAUUUUAAUUUUACCCUUGUAUGUGUUGUAUGGUUUCUUAAAGUGGGGAGGUCUCAAAACAAAUAACUGUUAAACAUUCCAGUGGUUCUGUGGGUUGGUUUUAUAAAGAAGGUGAGAUAUUUUCAUGAAAAUCUUAAGAGCUGGAAAUCUGCUGUUUCCCAAAUGUAAUUUUAUUUUGUCGUUUUUGAAAAAAAAUAAAAGUGUAAUCUUGUUUUUAAAUGAAAUACAAAAUUUCUUUUAAAAGGGCAGGUUGGUUGUAUGUACCCACUGUUAGGAAUUUUGCUGGAUUUAUCUUAAUAAAAAAGACUCCUCAAAAGUU